AUGGUGGGGGCGGCGGGCCGGACGGCGGCGUCUGGGGCGAGCGGCGGUGAGCGGUCCUCGGCGGGCUCGGGCGUGGAGCCGGGGCUCACCAGCGAGGGCUCUUCCGACCUGGGGUCUAACAGAGAGAGGGGAGUCGGGCGGGGAAGGCUCCGGGACCGGCGUUCGCUUUACUUCCGCCCGCCCCUUCGAGCCGCCUGCAUUUGCGCAGCUUUUAUGGAGGGCGGCAUGUCAGGCCGUCUCUUCGAAAGCGAAGCGGCGCCUCCAGUGCCGGCCCCUCCAGCCCGAGGGAAACCCGAAUUUCGGGGAAAGCCUUCGACGGGCAGCGGCGAGAACCCCGGCGACUUUCCCCCCGUGCCAAGGCCUCCUUCGACCCCCGCGCCUCCUCGGCGGGGACUCUUCUGGGGUGGGGCGCCAAGAAAGCCCGGCCUGGCCCCCUGCGGGAGGACCAGGAAGGCCGUCCCGAGCCGGCUCCCCGCAGCCCCUCCGGCUCAGCCGCGUCUCCGGGCAGGGCGGCCGCCAGCUCAGCAGCGCCCCGACUCAACCCUCUCAGCCGCCGCUCCGGCCCCCCACGGAGCUCGAGCUGCUCCCGGCGCUCCUUCGGGAGCCCCGUCUGAGCGUCGCGGCGCGCUUCGCGAGGGCUGCCCCGUCCUCCUCCGGCCAGCCCCCGGCGAGGCACCCUCGGGGGAGAGGGCCGGCGGAGCCCCGAGAGAGCGAGCGGCUGCAAAGCCCCAGAAGGCAGCCCCGGAGAGAGGCGCGGCCCCGCCGCGGAGGGCUGCCCAAAGCCCGUGCCCCUUUCUUCCCGGAGGUCAGACCGGCCCGGAUGCUGCCCAGCGAUGCUCGGGGAAGGGGGCCGGGCUCUGGGAAGGCACCUGUCUGCGGAUCGCGCCCCUCGGCCCCCCUUCUGGCUUAGCCAGCGCCUGCAAAGGCUCCGCGGCCCCUCCCGCCCCGGCUCGCAGGGUCCGCUUGUCGGGAGGCCUUCUCUCUCCGGACCGCAUCCCGAGGAGGCGGGCCCCCUCCGCCCGGGGAGCGCAGGCUCGCGUCAGAGGCUGCGAGGCGUCCUUCGCACCUGCUCCGGGAAAGCACAAGUUGGGCUCCGCCUGGUACGGGGCAGCCGGCGCCCGGCCCCUGCACGGUGCUCUGCCUAAGCUCAGGGGCCCGCUCCCUUCUUGCUUCCUCCGCGCCUCAAGAGGUGGCGGGACUGAAUGCGAGGAGGGGCUCGAAAUCCGGCUGGAGCGCGAUGCCGAGCCUCGCCUCCCGCCUCCUCCCCUCCGCCGGGAUCGCCCAGCCUCCUUCCGAGAGCCAGGCAGAGCUGGCGGCGGGAGCCUCCGGCGAGUCGCUCUCGCAGCCCCGCCUACCUCGCGGGGUUGUCCGGAGGCUCCCACGGAGAAGGGAGAACGAGACACACCACAGCCCCGCCCGCUGGCGAAAGCCCCCCGUUCUCUCUCCACCCCGACCCGACCCAAGAAGUUCGCCCAGCCUCGGACUUUUGCUGCGCGCCGAAGCCGCCGGGCGCGCAAACGCUUCCCCUUGACCCGCGUCUUCGCGCGCCCUUCACACGUGCGCGCCCUCCCCGCCAAGCCUUUGUUCUCCCCCUCCGGCCUUUGGCCCCAGCUGCCCACCGCCCCGCGGCAGCCCGAGAGCGCACCCAGCGCCGCCGCGCCGCCCGCCCGCCCUCAGCAUCCCUAUGACAACUGCAAGCGGCCAGCCGGAGCGGGCGAGCGAGCGCGGCGCCCCGAAGCCCUCCCGCCGGCCGGCCGGCGACGGGCUGUGACAGCCGCGCUGCCCUCCCCGCCCCCCGCGCCCCCCGCCCGGCCCGCCCGACGCGCCCCCAAACUUUGUUCAAGUCUCCGCGGCCCGCGCCUGGCUACCUACUCGGCGGCGGCGGCGGUUCCGUCUUUACGCGCAGCGGGAGCCAGGCUUCAUCCCCCGCCCAAGGGCAGGCGGCGGCGGGCGCUGUCCCGAGGCGCAGCCCAGAAGAAAGCAGCUCGCGGGCGGGAAGACGCGCCGUCCCGAGGCAUGGGCAGCGGCCGGCGGCGGCGGCGGGCUGGCGGGCGAAGGGCGCAGCGGAGGCAGCGGCAGCCUGCCUCUCCGCCCCUUCCCCUGCGCGCUGGCGCCGAGCGAGGCGCAAUGUGCCUUUGUUGA
Molecule: messenger RNA, 2142 nt
Organism: Eublepharis macularius
Lineage: Eukaryota; Metazoa; Chordata; Lepidosauria; Squamata; Eublepharidae
Product: basic salivary proline-rich protein 2-like
Exons: 3
Coding region: 1-2142 (713 amino acids)
Source: RefSeq, a predicted model, not a curated record